Molecule: messenger RNA, 2673 nt
Organism: Trichomonas vaginalis G3
Lineage: Eukaryota; Parabasalia; Trichomonadida; Trichomonadidae
Product: armadillo (ARM) repeat-containing protein family
Exons: 1
Coding region: 1-2673 (890 amino acids)
Biological process (GO): intracellular protein transport
Molecular function (GO): small GTPase binding
Source: RefSeq, a predicted model, not a curated record
AUGUACAACGGAUCCUUGGAACAAGUAAAUAUAUUUAUAAAAAGUGACAAUCGUAUGUGUACCCCUGAAGCGCUAUUACCAAUUUUUACUGAUUUUUUAUCGAACAACACGGACAAAAAUAAUGCGGCUAGCAAGCAAAUCUUCGAAUAUCGCUCUCAGUCACCAUUAGAUCUUUUAUUAUCCGCAUCUGCGAUUUCAUUAGACAAUGAUAUUGAUCAAAAUUUUGUACACCUUGCGCUUACUGUUAUAACAUCGAUCUUAAAGCCUUCUACCAUGCAAAGCCAGAAUGAAAUCAAAGAAUUCUGGAAAUCAAUAUCAGAGGAUCAAAGACAAACAAUAAGAAAUGCACUGAUCCACGGUUUAAUGUACAGCAAUGCAGGAACUAGGUCAAUAUCUGCAAAAGCUUUGGGUUAUUUAUUUACAUUUGCAAUUCCCUGCAAUGAGCGCAAUACUGUCUUCCCAUUAUUACGAGAACUCUUCACAAAUACAGAUUCCUACGGAGAAUAUGCAAAAUUUGGUGCGAUUUCAGUAAUGAACACAAUUUUUGAGUUAAAAUCGUUUAUUGUUAAAGCAUAUCCAAAUUAUUUAACAGACGUUGACAUAACCAUGCAAUGCUGCUCAGAAAUUUUACAAUUAAGUCCAAAAACAGACAAUGAAAAUUUAAAUUUUGCUUUUCAAUGCAUUUACAACUGCGCAGUGAACUACCAAGAGCGUAAAACAGAUAUAUUUGAAGAUAACGAGCGAGCACUCGCAUUAUACAACUUAAUUUUCUCAUUUUUCAACAUUGAUGAUACAGAUUUACACAAAACUCUUUAUGAUUUACUUUUACUCCUUCUCAAAGACAAAUAUGAGGAGUCUUCAACAAUAUUCCCCGAGAUAUUCAAAGUUAUUUCGGUAGAUUUCCAACAUAAUAAUGAAUCAAUUGUAAAACAGUGCAUAGACUUCUGGGAUGCACUCUGUAGUUACGAGUCAAGUAUUAUCAGUACAAUAGAAGACCCGCCAAACUAUAUUAGGCAAGUUUACGAAACAAUUGUCGAAGAAUUGCUGAAUUGGCUUUCCCAAGACUACGAAGAUGAAGAAUCAAGAGACGACAGUAGUCUUUUCCAUAAAGCUAUCGAAGCGCAGAAGUUAAUCGAGUCGUUCGGAAAAUUCCUGCCUGAUGAAAUUUUGCCAAUUUUGGUAAAUUUCUUUUCUACGAACAUUGUGUCGUCAGAAUGGCGUCCAAUACAAGCCAGUCUACUCGCUAUAAGGGCUGCCUUGAAUAUCGCUAAAAAAGACGCCGAAGAACUCUUGAAUUUCUACGAUGGAAUCAUAACUCUCUGCGGCCAUGAAAAUUCGGCGGUUAGGGAAACUUCCCUUUUGGUUCUAUCGGAAUUAAUUGUCACUUUUCCGAAAAAAUUAGAACCGAAUUUUGACGGGUGCAUGGAAUUAGCAAUUAAUCAUAUAUCAACAAGUCCUCGUGAUGCUGCUUAUGCGUGUAUCUUGAUUUCGAAAAUUUUGAAAAAUUCAACUUUUACAUUUGAGCAGUAUGAGCAAUUAGAGCAUGAACUAUUCAAUCUGAUUGACAUGGAAUUUACCUGUGGAGCAGUUCCUCUGAAUAGAGCUAUUGUUAAGGUGUUUUCUUCGUUAAUUGACUGUAUUUCGAUUAAUUUGCUCGAUACAGAUAACGUAGAAGCAAUUAAUAGGAGAGCAAACAUGUUAAUAAGCAUAUUGCAUGGUAUUGCUGAUCGAAUUUUGAAAGUUUCUGAAAUUUCUGAUUCAAAUAUUCACAAUAUCAUCCUAUAUUUGCUUUCUCAGAUCAAUUUCAAGAUAUGCCAAGCAUAUAUCUUCUCAUAUGACACUACUCGCUGUCACUGCUACACUGAACAGAUGCAAAUUUCUUGUCAAACGGUAAUAGAACCUGUAUUCAGUCUUUUCGAUAUCCAAAACCCAUCUACCGAUAUUCUACAUAUAAUUGCAGACAUAGUUCGUGCAGGAAAACUCGUAGAAGUUUACGAACAAUUAUUACCUAUCUUUUCUCAAUUGAUUCAAACGGAAGAAGCAUCAAUAUCAAACUUUGUGUGCAAAUUAAUGUCACACAUGUUCAUUUCGGAGUUUGUUCAAGUAACUUUACCAAAUAUUGAAAAUUUCCUCCAAAUUUUAGUUGCCAAAAGCUCUGAUGAGUAUUGUACUGUGCAGUCAUUCAUUUCUAUUGCGUCAUUGGCCGGCUCACUGAUCAGGAUUUGCGAAGAAGGUUCUCAUUUUGAUUAUUUACUGACUUUUCUUGAAUUUGCAAGAAAUGUUUAUGUAAACAGACUCACCAUGAUGACCACAAGCGAAUACCCCGACUAUAUCGAGUCUGUUGUUAGUUUAGACAUCAUAUUUGUUAGAUCUGCUAACACAAACUUCGAUUCUAGCAUUUACAAUCCAAGACGACUUAAAUUCAUAUUUGAUGUGAUCAAACUUGCCGAAGAACUUCCUGAAAUUCCAACAAACAUCUACAGUUUAGUUUUUCUUUUCAUAAAAACUUGUGCGAUGUCGAAGAAAUUGAAACAGAUGGUUAAUGUGUAUCUGCAACAGUACUACACUAAAAUGUACGUGGAUAGCAAGGCCCAGGCAGUUCUAAUAGCAAGGAAUGAGAAAGAUCUCGCCAAAUUAAUGAAAUCUUUCUAUUCUAAACUUUCAAAUGUUUAG